Messenger RNA from Achroia grisella, 1486 nucleotides. RefSeq lists its product as uncharacterized. The record is from RefSeq and is a predicted model, not a curated record. Lineage: Eukaryota; Metazoa; Arthropoda; Insecta; Lepidoptera; Pyralidae. The coding region runs from base 133 to 804 and encodes 223 amino acids. The transcript has 5 exons.
GACAGUACAAUAAAAUGUCAGAAAUACCAAUUUGAUUAUAUUUCGAAGUGAUAUUCAUACAAUAUUAUUUUGGAGAUUUUAUUUUUAUCCGAUUUUUAAUUAAUAGAACUUAAACUUGGUCAGUUAAUACUUAUGUCCAACAUGAAGCAAUUACAAACUAUGCUCUUCAACUAUGAGACUACAAUGAGAACCGAUUUCCGGUAUGGUGAAAUAACGCCUUUAACCACAACUAAAUACAAAGAAAAACCAUCUUGCGUUAGGAUUCGACCUAAACCUUUAAAAGACAUACAUACUUUAGUAGAUUGGAAAGUACCAAAUGUUCCCUUUGAAUUGAUGACAGGACGAAAAGAGGUAGUACGGACAAAUCCCCGAGAAAAGCAAGUACCGUACAAAACACUACCAGAUUUGGAAUUCGAGGAUGUAAAGAGGAGUAGACCACGUCUUGUUAUGACGCCCGCUGCCAGUGUCGACGACGCUGAUGAUGUGACCCGCAAGCGGCUCCUGGACGACGUGUAUCUGACCAGCACGAUGAAAGCCCAGCGCGAGGUCGUCUCAAAUACCUCGUACAACUGUGUACGAGCUCCAUUGCCAACUUCUCCUGCAAACGCUAAUCCUAUAACAAUACAGAAAUGGUCACCGCCGUAUGUAUCGCCCGAGUGGCGGAUGGAUUCUGUGACGUGGGACAGAAGACAGUUAAGAACGUAUUGCAACCCCGACAAGGAGUUUUGGUUAACAAGAACACCACAAUGUCAAGAAUGCAAAGAUACAGCGGUACGCGAGCAGAGGAGAAAAAUACAAAGAUAAUACAGCCAUCCAAAUUAUACAUAUAUUGUAAUUCAAAUUAUCCAAAACAUUUAUUGUCAAACAUAACAUUAACACCGUAUGCAUACGUGGUACAAUAUUUUUAAUAAAUGUAGCCAAAUGAAAAUCAGUAUUAAUAAAUAUCAAUAUUAUACAUAGACAAUUUUUGCAUAAAAAAAAAUUAUAAAGAACGCUUGUUUUGUGAUGUCUCAAGUAGUUUCAUAUAAAAUCACUUGUUACAUCUUAUAUUACAUUGUAAAACAGAAGUUUUAAUUGUUUCUUUAAUUAGUUAUAGAUCAAAAGCUUAACAGCUACAAUUUCAAACAUUUACUUGUCCGAUCACUACCAUAAGAAUUUAGAUAGAGAGUUAAUCAAUGUUUCAUUUACAUUAUUGUAAAGUAUACAGUGUGUAACAGAAAGGGUAAAAGAAACAGAAAUCAGCGAUAAUUAUAAUAUUUUAUACAUAUACAAACCAAAAUAAUAAAGUGAUUUUUAUUUAAUGUUAUUAGAAUGGUUAACAAACUGACGACCUGAUGGUAAGUGGUAACUAUCGCCUAUAUACAUGAACAGUACCACGAAAUAAAGUUCUGUAAUUUCACUGAUUUAUCUCUCCUUACAAAGCAAGCUAUUGGCGGCUGAAAUAGGCGAGACUGGGGUACCUCAGUCUAGCCUAUUUCAGCCAUUA